Messenger RNA from Molossus molossus (Pallas's mastiff bat), 3213 nucleotides. RefSeq names its product egl-9 family hypoxia inducible factor 3 (gene EGLN3). Gene Ontology annotation, biological process: peptidyl-proline hydroxylation to 4-hydroxy-L-proline; cellular response to hypoxia. Bases 322 to 1041 code for a protein of 239 amino acids. The transcript is spliced from 5 exons. Gene Ontology annotation, cellular component: cytoplasm; nucleus. Gene Ontology annotation, molecular function: peptidyl-proline 4-dioxygenase activity; L-ascorbic acid binding; ferrous iron binding. Lineage: Eukaryota; Metazoa; Chordata; Mammalia; Chiroptera; Molossidae. The record is from RefSeq and is a predicted model, not a curated record.
CUCAGCCUUUCCCCGCCUGGGGCCGCAGCCGCACCAUUGGUUGCUCCGAGUCUCCAAAAGGGGCCCUCCGAUUCCUCACUGGGUCAGUCUGGUGCUGGGUCGUGGAGCUCCGCACAACUCCCGCUGGUCCUUGAACUGGAUCCCUUCUUCCCAGAGUUGCGAGUAACUUUCCCGUCUCCCAGGCGCCGCGGUGGCUCGGGUACCCGGGCAGCCGCAGGUAGCAGAACCCGGGGCCACGCUACCCGCGCCUGGGCUGCGCGCGCUUAGGUCGCUCUCUCUCGGUGCACGCUGGGGGUCCCCGAGCUCGGCUCUGCGGGCGAGAUGCCCCUGGGACACAUCAUGAGGCUGGACCUGGAGAAAAUCGCCCUGGAGUACAUCGUGCCCUGCCUGCACGAGGUCGGCUUCUGUUACCUGGACAACUUCUUGGGCGAGGUGGUGGGCGACUGCGUCCUAGAGCGCGUCAAGCAGCUGCACAGCAACGGAGUCCUGCGCGACGGCCAGCUGGCGGGGCCGCGCGCUGGCGUCUCCAAGCGGCACCUGAGGGGCGACCAGAUCACGUGGAUCGGGGGCAACGAGGAGGGCUGCGAGGCCAUCAACUUUCUCCUGUCCCUCAUCGAUAGGCUGGUCCUGUACUGCGGGAGCCGGCUGGGCAAAUACUACGUCAAGGAGAGGUCCAAGGCAAUGGUAGCUUGCUACCCAGGAAACGGAACAGGUUAUGUUCGACAUGUAGACAACCCCAACGGAGACGGCCGCUGCAUCACCUGCAUCUACUAUUUGAACAAGAACUGGGAUUCCAAGCUACACGGCGGGGUCCUGCGGAUAUUUCCAGAAGGGAAGUCAUUCGUAGCGGAUGUGGAACCCAUUUUUGACAGACUGUUGUUCUUCUGGUCAGACCGCAGGAACCCACAUGAGGUCCAGCCUUCCUAUGCAACCAGAUAUGCUAUGACUGUUUGGUACUUUGAUGCUGAUGAAAGAGCAGAAGCCAAAGAGAAAUUCAGGAAUUUAACUAGAAAAACAGAGUCUGCCCUCACCGAAGACUGACUGCGCUCCAAAAUCUGCUGUUCUCCUUCAUUUUAGCAACGGUUUCUGAAUUCUCUUUAAGAGUCGCAACCCAAAGAAGGCCUCUUCAGUGAAUUGGUGAUGAGCAACCCCCUGCUGCUCCCAUCGUCACAUCCCUGUCUUGCAAAUGGUACUCCGUGUUCUCUUGCCCAGACUGCAUCCACCUUCGACACUUUCUUUGCCAGAUGAACUCAUUAUCUAACUCAGAAAAUACCUGCAGACCACCUCUCUGGACAGCAGUUUAACGGAUAGAUUUGGUAAUACUGCCUAUCAAAAUGAGAGCCCAGAAGCAGGGAAUGAAUUUUAUUUGCACUUUAUGUACACUUUCUGAUUUGAAAGGAGGAGGCUUGCAAAGAAGAAACAACGGUGACAGGUGCCACAGAGAGGCAUCAUUGAAGGCUUAACAGCAAGAAGCAGGAGUUUGUGUCAUCUGAACAAUUUCCAGAUGUUUUUAAUCCAGGGCUGUUGGGCUUCUGGAGAAGUAACACAACCUGAUGACAUCAUUACCUCUAGAAAGGGCUGCUGUCACAGUCAUCCAUCUAUAAGUGUCCCUGGGCGGACACUUAUUCCUGGUUUUACAACCUGGACUUUCUGCCUUUGCCCCAUUUCACUGAACAUAUGACUUUCCGAUUUAAAAAAAAAAAAAAUGACAACACCAUUUAUUUUCUAUUUUACUUCUUACUUGAAUUCCUGAGAGGCAAACACUAGACAUUAAUUGUUUGGUUGCUUUGUUGAAAUGAAAUUUGAAUUUAAAGCAAAGGGGAAAAAAAUUUAACCUGGUAGUUUAGAGUCAGCGAUCUCUGACACUGGUGUCGAAGACCUGGAUUGGCCGAUGUACAACAAACGUGUGUGCAUCUUGAACAUUUUGAGAGCGAUAUGGAGUUGGAAAUGUGGACAUUCUCGUUUUUCUGUUUUCCUUUCUAAUGAGCUCACCCUUUAAAAAAAUAAUAAUGAUUUUAACAACUAGGGUGCUGUGUUUAAAAAAGGAAAUGGAAAUAAAACCAAAAAAUCGUGAAAAGCUGUUUGAGUUCUUUCACGUAUCCUGUCCUGAGUUGCCUUUUUCAACAGACUCGACUCUCCAGAUCCACUGAGGUCGACAGUGUGGCCAGAAGCACAGACUCGGCGAGGACUGUGAGGAGGCUCCGCCGCCGCAGCGAUCCCAGAACUCCGCACCGAGUGCCUGCUUUAUGAAAGCUACUCUUCCUAGUUUUCAAAUUUUUAAAAUCCCUUAAUUACUUGCUUGAAAAUCCCUUGAACUAUCAAGACCCAGGAAUAUUUUCUUUGGUCAUUUAUGGAUAUAUAGACUUUGAAAGAAAGAAGCUAAUUAAAAAAAAAUUUUCUUUUCCUUUUCUGGUUUAGAAAAUGUCUAGUGAAGACAUGUCUUCAUUCUCAUAACUGCUCUCUCUCUUUUUUUUCCACAGUACUUAUCACCUUCUCACUUACUAUGUAAUUUUCUUAUUUAUUGUGUUUAUUAUCUUGUAUCUUUCCUCUGGAGUGUAAGCUCAAAAAAGACAGAGGUUUUUGUACGUUUUUAACCAAAGGGAUGUAUUCCCAGCACCUAAAAUAGUGCCUGACACACAGUAAAGACUCAGUACAUACUUCUGAAUUAACUCACUUUCCUACCUUCACAUGUCAAUAAUUAGAUUAAUUUUCUUCAUCUUUGGCAGAAAGGGCACGCUAGAAUUUUUCUACACACAUCACUCAUUGUCGACUUACACAUUUAGGCUGAGAGUUUUAGAAAGCUUUGGUCAUCGUGUCAUCUCAUAUUUGUUCACCUGUUUGAACAGGUCAUUGACCACUGUGAACCUGAAAAUUGAACAAAGGAGAAUCCUGCCCUUGAGUAUCCUGGGACUGUAGGAAUAACUUACACGAAUAGCUUCAUAUAGGGUAGAGCACAUUCCUCCUUCAGCACAAUUUUGAACAACUUCAUUAAGAGAGAAAGAAAGGAGGUUGUUUCACAGGAAUUUUAUAUUCUUUAAAAUUGUAACAGAUUUUUUUUUCCCCAUGAUUACUAACAUCAUAAGAAUGACAGUGGGAAUAUUCUGAAGAAAUAAUCGUGUUCCGAUAAUAUGUCUUGUAUCUUUCAUCUUGGUCAAUAGUUUGACUUGCCAAAAUAUCGGACCUCUUAAGCCUUGCUUGCUCCUUUCAGACGAA